AACAUUCUUACCUUCACCUCCCCCACUGCCGCCGCCUCUCCCUCCCUCUCUUGCUUCGGCGACCUGCACCCGCCUUCUCUCCCGCCUCCACUAGGGCACACACGCCGCCGCCGCCGCCGCCGCCGCCGCAGCUGCUGUUCAUGUCGGACUCCGACGAAUACGUGGACCUGCCUGUCUCGGACGAGGAUGAGGAUGAGUGGGAGGAUGGAGAGGAUGUGGAAGACGAGGAUGAGGAGGAGGAGGUGAAGGGAAGCUCCAAGAAGAAGGCCAAGCAGCACGUGGACCAGCUCAAGAGGCUGCAGGAAAAGGAUCCUGAAUUCUUUAAAUAUUUAGAAGAAUGUGAUAAAGAGCUUUUGGACUUCAAUGACGAUUCCAUCGACGAUGACCAAGAAACUGAUGAGGAACCUAGGUCUGUCCCUAAGGAAGAACCAAAACAAAGUGUUAAACCUAUUACAAUGGAAAUGGUUGAUUCUUGGUGCAAUGGAGCAGAAGAUGGGAAGAUAGGCUCUAUCCGAUCUGUUCUCCAAGCCUUCAGGAGAGCCUGUCAUUAUGGUGAGGACAGUGGGGACAAUUCGGCACCAAAAUUCAGUGUCAUGUCCGGUAGUGUACUUGAUAAAGUCAUGCAUUUUGUUUUGAAGAACAUGGAUAAUGUUCUUCGCCAAUUACUCGGUGCUCCUAGCUUUGGAGGGAAAAAAGAAAAAAUCAGUGAGCUGAUGUUGACUAAAACAUGGAAGAGGCAUGGUAGUCUAAUGAGGGUAUAUCUUGUCAACGCACUCCAUAUGAUAACAGAGAUGACUGAUGAGCAAAUGAUAGCAUUUACAAUUCACCGUGUCAGAGCAUCAGCUGUUUUUCUGGCAGCCUUCCCUUCUCUCCUGAGGAAGUAUGUUAAGGCUCUACUGUAUACCUGGGCUAGAGGACGAGGUGCCAUGCCUCUUGUUUCAUUUUUGUUCCUUCGAGACUUGUGUAUUCAAGUAGGUCAGGAUUGCCUUGACAUGUGCCUGAAGGGUAUCUACAAGGCUUAUUUGGUGAACUGCAAAUUGGCCAAGUCUAUCGGUGGAUCAAAACUGCAGCAAAUUCAAUUUCUUGGGAAUUGUGUGAAAGAAUUGUAUAGUGUGGACCCUCAAAGUGCUUAUCAACAUGCUUUUGUUUUCAUCCGUCAGCUGGCAGUUAUCCUAAGAGGUGUUCUUACUGAAAGAGGACCAAAGACACCAAAGGACAAAACGAAGAAAGAAAGAGGGAAACCAACAAACAAACAGCUGGAGAAAUCCUACCAAAAAGUUUAUGAUUGGCAAUACAUAUUCUGCCUUGAGCUUUGGACAAGUGUUGUGUGCGGAUGUAGCAGUGAGGAAGAUUUCCGACCUUUGGCUUAUCCAUUGACCCAGAUAAUACAUGGUGUGGCAUGUCUGGUACCUAGUGCACGUUACUUUCCUGUACGCAUCAGAUGUGUAAAGAUGCUUAAUUGCAUUGCUGAAGCCACCGGUACCUUUAUUCCGGUGUCCUCCCUGCUGCUUGAUAUGCUGGAGAUGAAAGAACUUAGAGGGCGUCCAGACGGUGGUGUAGGCAAAGCGGUGAAUCUGAUCAAUGUUAAACAGGUAGAUAAGAAAACUGUGAAGACACGGGCCUUUCAGGAAGCCUGCAUUUACUCUGUCGUCAAUGAGCUUGCUAAGCAUUUGGCCCAGUGGAGCUACUCCAUUGCUUUCUUCGAAAUGUCCUUUUUACCACUUGUUCAACUUCGGAACUUUUGCAAAAGCAUCAAGGCUGACAGAUUUCGGAAAGAGAUGAAGGAUCUAAUUCGCGAGGUAGAGGCCAAUGUUGAGUUCAUAAGCUCAAAGCGUGCAGGAGUUGCAUUUUCUCCCAAUGAUCCAGCGGUAGAUUCGUUUCUACAGGUUGAGAAGGAAGAACGAUCAAGUCCUCUCUCAAGAUAUGUUGCUACUCUACAUCAGAGAGCGCAGAAUAGAAUCGAUGCUAUGGAUGAGACAAGUGUUAUUGUCGGCGCAGAGUCCUCUACCUUCUCACGGAGAUUAUCAGAAGUACAGAAGCAACAGGAUGAUAAUGAAGAAAAAAUUGGUUUCAGUAAGAACUUGUUGGCUGAGAAGAAGAAAACUAAAACUGCAAAGGAGAAGACCAAAAAACGAGCCCGUGACCAUGAUGAUGUACCUACAGAGGAGGAUGUGGUUGAGGAUUUGAUCAUAAGUUCAGAUGAAGAGGAAGACGAGAACAAUGACCUUGAAUCAGACGAGGAUGGCUCUGCUCCGGUUGAAGAUGACAGUGACGAAGAUUUUAUAGACCCAGACAGCGCGUAUAAGAAACAGAAGAAGGCAAAAUUAAAGAAACGUAACAAGUACCAGCCAUCAAAUAAAGCAUCCUCAAAAACAAAAUGGAAACCCCAUCCUAAGAAGAAAGCAAAGCAUUAGUCAAGCUAGAUAGGACUCAGCAAAGACAUUGGUGACAUGAUAUACUUUCAAUCAUGAGAAGCAUGUCCCUGUCACCAAUUUUUUGUUUGUUGGAAAAAAAACACGAUUUUGAUUGUUAUUUCCAUGCAUUUGCAUUUCCUUUAAGGUUUAUAUGCUUCCCCAGUUCAACUUGGCAGGUAUUGUUGAAUGUUUUUCGGCCUGAUUGUGUGGUAACUACCAUGUACUUUCUGCCCUGAUGUUCACCUGGAAAUUUGAAGGUUAAACCAGGAUAGCUGGCCAUAUUGAACAGAAAAAUUAUCUGUAUAUGAAAUGAUUCCAGGUUUUCCUGCAA
This is a messenger RNA of Brachypodium distachyon (stiff brome), 2745 nucleotides long. RefSeq names its product nucleolar complex protein 2 homolog. Gene Ontology annotation, cellular component: Noc2p-Noc3p complex; nucleoplasm; Noc1p-Noc2p complex. Bases 141 to 2414 code for a protein of 757 amino acids. The record is from RefSeq and is a predicted model, not a curated record. The transcript is spliced from 12 exons. NCBI's taxonomy places the organism in Eukaryota, Viridiplantae, Streptophyta, Magnoliopsida, Poales, Poaceae. Gene Ontology annotation, biological process: ribosomal large subunit biogenesis.